AUGUUAUCUGAACUGAGGAUAAUUCUGUUAGGAAAGAGUCACUCAGAGACCAGCAGUGUGGGGAACUUCAUUCUGGGUAGAGCUGCAUUUGAGACUGAAGUUCCUUCACAUUCAGUAGAUCAGCACAGAAAGUACGCCUGUGGAUGGGUGGAUGAAAGAUAUAUCACCAUCAUCAAUGCUCCUCAUCUGUACAAUCCAGAACUCACUCAGUCAUCUGAGAGACUAAAAGAGUGUGUUUCACUUACUGCUCCUGGUCCUCAUGCUUUCUUACUCAUGGUGCAACCUCACAGUUUUACAGAGGAGGACACGAACCAACUGAAACACUUACUGAACUGUUUCAGUGAUCGAGCACUAAACUAUUCUAUAUUGAUCAGUACUGACUGGGAGGCUGAAGAGGAAAAAUCUGCAAGUUUUAACAAGUUUCUGGAUGAAUGUGAUGGAAGGUUUCACAGAUUUAAACACAGAGAUAAACAUGACAAGACUUCAGUUUGUCGGCUGUUUGAGGAUAUUGACAAAGUGGUGAAAAUAAAUGGAAGUUACCUCACAUGUGAGAUUUUUAAAGAUGCAGAGGAAACUUUGCAACAUUAUGACAAACAUGGAAAAGAUGAAGAGAGGAAACAUGCAGGUUGUCCUGAAGAAAAAAGUAGCAAGAAGCCAUUUAACAGAGUAGGAAGUUUUAGGAAAGACUCCAGCUCUAACUUUUAUCCAGCAGAAACAGAAUUGGCCCAAGUGUGGGCUACUGCCAUCUGGCAAAAACAAGGCCCUGAAUGUACAGAUUUUAAAGAAUUUUCAGAGGUUAUGUUAAGAAACUUUGAUCAGUCCGUUUCGGACCAGGAUGCAACUAAACAACUCAUGACGCUGCGUCAGGGACUAGGCUCCGUAGCAGAGUAUGCUAUCACCUUCCGCACCCUAGCAGCUGUGAGUGGGUGGAACAAUUGUGCUCUUGCCACUGCUUUUCACCAUGGGCUUGCCAGCAUGUUGAAAGACGGCUUGGCCUCCGCAGGUUGCCCCAGUGGUCUCGAGGCACUGAUUUCCCAUGCCAUAUGCCUCGAUAACCGCAUUCGGGAGCGCCGCACGGAAUGCUCUCAUUUACAGAAUUCCCCUGACCUCAUGGAACUGCCUAGGAGCUCCUUAACACAAGCAUCUGAGAGCCCAGAGCCCAUGCAUGUUGGAGGAACUCGUCUAUCCGCAGCUGAGAAAGAGCGCCGGAGGAGAGAGAAUUGCCAUAAUCCUCAGAUUGAUUGGGUGACAGGCCAGAUAUCUGAGUGGGGGCCUACCUGCCAUGCUACAUGCCUCAUUUCUAGCUCUCCACCUCCUUCUACCAAGUCUCUAGAUCCCACCAAGUUACCCCAAGUUCCUGUCGAGUACCUCGACCUGAAAGAGGUUUUUAAGCACAAAGCUAUGGACAAUUAUAUUCAGGAAGCAUUAGCCUCUGGUAUCAUCCGCCCAUCUACUUCUCCUGCUGGGGCUGGUUUUUUCUUCGUCUCCAAGAAGGAUGGUGGCUUACGGCUGUGCGCCAAGAUUUUUACUAAACUAGACUUGCGUAAUGCUUAUCACCUGAUCUGCAUACGUGAAGGUGACGAAUGGAAGACUGCAUUCAAUACCCCUUCUGGUCAUUACGAGUAUCUGGUUAUGCCUUUUGGUCUAACAAAUGCCCCAGCAGUUUUUCAGGCCUUUAUCAAUGAUGCUCUCAGGGACAUGAUUAACCGGUUACUCCGAAACCACCUUUAUGUCAAACCACAGAAGUGUGAAUGCCAGCUCGGAGAGACUACUUUUCUGGAAUUCAUCAUCAGGGAGGGUCAGAUACAGAUAGACCCCAGUAAAACCCAGGCAGUGUGGGAUUGGCCCACUCCAAGCUCCAUCAAAGAGGUCCAGCGCUUUUUGGGAUUUGCUAAUUUUUAUCGGAGGUUUAUCAGAGGGUUCAGUUUCAUUGCAGCACCCAUUUCGGCUCUUACCAAGAAGUCCAGACACCCCUUCAGGUGGAACCUAGAGGCAGAGGCAGCUUUCCAGGAGCUCAAGCGACGCUUUACCUCCGCACCCAUCUUGGCUCUACACGAUCCUGCUAGACCCUUCAUUGUUGAGGUGGAUGCCUUGAAUGUAGGUGUAGGAGCAAUUAUUUCCCAGUGCUCCUCUAAUGAAAAAUUACGCUCAUGCGCUUUCCUAUCUCACCGUUUAAUCCCUACUGAGUCCAAACACGAUGUGGGUGACCGUGAACUUCUUGCAGUUAAGAGGGCUCUGGAGGAAUGGAGACGGUGGUUAAUGGAGGCUCAGCACCCAUUUAUUGUCUGGACUGAUCACAGAAACCUGGAGUACCUGAAGCAAGCAAAAUGUUUGAACCCUCGCCAAGCUCGCUGGGCCAUGUUUUUAGUCGUUUUGAUUUUAUGCUUUCCUACCGCCCCAACUCAAAGAACACUAAGCCUGAUGCCCUGUCAAGGCAGGUUUCUUCAGCCGAGCAGGAGAACGACAAAGAAGCUAUCAUCCCAAUCUUCCGAAUUGUGGCUCCCAUUUGCUGGGGAAUCGAGACGACGGUUAAACGGGCUCAACAACUGGAGUCUAACCCUGGAACCGUUCCAACCGGACUUUUGUACGUUCCUCAAGGGGUACGUUCUCAGGUACUUCAGUGGGGGCACUCUGGAUCUAAAAGAAUCUUGGAAUUUCUACGAAGAUGUUUUUGGUGGCCAGACAUGGAGAGGGAUGUUAAGGCCUUUGUGGGGGCCUGCACUAUUUGCGUCCAAAGCAAAAAUCUCCAUCAACGCCCUCAAGAGUCACUACAUCCUCUCCCUAUUCCAAGCCGCCCCUGGUCUCAUUUGUCCAUCGAAUUCAACACAGGUCUUCCGGAAUCUCAAGGUAACACUUAUUUUAGUAGUGGUCGACAGGUUUUCUAAGGCCUGUCGCUUUAUUUCUCUUAAGAAACUGCCUUUUGCUUUUGAAACUGACAAACUAAUCUUAGAUCAUGUCUUCAGAGUGUUCAGGAUUCCACAGGACAUUGUCUUAGACCGGGGACCGGGGGACCAAUUCUUAUCCCAAGUUUGGCGGGCAUUCUGCAAACAGAUUGGGGCCACGGCCAGCCUGUCCUCUGGUUUUCACCCUCAGUCCAAGGGCAGACAGAGCGAAUUAAGUCCAUUUGAGUCCACUCUAAGGAGUCUGGUGAUGGACUGCCCCUCUUCCUGGAGUUCUCAAUUACCAUGGGCGGAUUAUGCGCACAAUACUCUCCAGUCUUCAUCCACCAAGAUGUCCCCUUUCCAGUGCCAGUUUGGUUUCCCGCCACCUCUCUUUCCUGAAUGCAAGCUUUCUCCCUUGCUCUUCUUCCUGGAUGUGAGCCUUCCCCUUACCUGUGAGAAAAAGAUGAAGCUUGGAGUGGAAGAAUCUGGAUGUGAAAAAAAGAUAAAAACAAAACAACUUUUAACUAGACUUCAUCUUCUGGAAAAGCAGAAACUAAAAAUUAAAACCUCAGAUGCUCUUCAGCUAACUUCUCUUUCAUUACAUUGUCAAGAACCUUGUGAAGAAAAAAAUCUGGUUCAAACGUUCCUACAAAGGUUGUUAAUGAUGGAUUACAGAGCAAGAUACAUCACCACCAAAGAAGAAGCCACUGCUUUAAAACAUCAUUCUCCAGAUACCGGUAAAGAAGAAGGUGAUGAAUUUGAUGAGCUUUUCUGCAAAAAAGCUGCAUCUUCUGAUGGCCAGAGUGUAAAAAAUCCACUCCAUCCCAUGGAUCUUCAGAUGGCGGUGUUCCACUGCUCAGACAGUUUCCUGAAGCAACUAAUAGUGACUAAACUCUCUCAGUGUCAAUAUGCUCUGCCGCUACUGGUGCCAAAUCCAUUUACUGGAAAUAUUGAGUUUCCUCUGUGGACAUUUCGCCAAAUUAUUAGAAGUUGGAAAACCACUGACACUUCUGGUACCAUAAUCAGUAAAACCCAUCAUGUUUAUGAAGCAGAAACUCCAAUGGUGGUGUUCUUCAGGUUAGGAGAUGUGUCCUUUUCCAAGUCUCAGCUGAUGAACAGCUUCAUCAAUGAGAAGCAUCAGACGUUCUUCCACAGACACUGUCCAGGCAGCAUUAAAAACCGUCUACUGAUGGAUGGAGUUGUGGAGAUUGCUUGGUACUGUCCAUCUGGAAAGGAAACUGAUCAUUUUACUGACUGUGUUGCUUUCUGUAAUCUACAUGGUGAUGCAGAAACCAAUAAAGAACAACUGGAUAUUCUGACUGAAAUGUCGUCUAUAAAUGUUGUUCUUUUAUCUGAUCCUAAAAAUGAAAGAAAUAAGGAGAUGCUACUGAAGCUUCUUAAAGACUCCAAACCACUCAUCUGUCUCCUUUCUGAGGAUCAAUCAGAUGUCAGUAAGAUUAAGAAUGGAAAAUACAGAAUUGGUCUAAAAGACAGAAAUCAGUCAGACGUAUCUGAGAACCUCAAAACAACCAUCACAGAGUGUCUGUCCAAGUCAUCUUUAGUUUUUAAACUUGAGAAUUUAUACAAAAACGAUGAGAUCAGCACAGAUGAAGAUGAUCCUGAAUGCAGGAAAGGAAAAGAAUCUGCACUAGAGAUAAUAAAACUACUGGAGGGGAAGGAAAUAUCCACAUUAAAGGAAACACACCUGCCCUGUCAAGGGAAGCUCUGGUAUGAGUGGUGUCAGAUAAACAAAGACUCACAUCAACUUCAAGGAAACAAUUUAGAAAUGCAAAAGAGUGAAAAACAAACACAAAUGAAACAAAUCCGUGAACAGCAACAAGAAAUUGGACAAUCAGCCUUUAUGAAAAAAAUUAUUUCCUCACUGAAUUCUCUAUCAGGAAAUGAAAAAUUGUUCUUUAUUAAAUGGCUUGAGAUUCUACUGGACAAACAAACCUCAGAUGAUCUUUCAGAUCUUCAUCACAAGUACAAUGAAACAUGGACAAGGGUUUUAGACCUCAAAAAGAAACGUGAUAAAUCAGGAAGUAUAAAUGCUGAGCAAACAGAACUUGAAGAGAUAUCUAAAAAUCUGAAUGCAGCAAUGUUUGGUCUGGAACACAUCUUCAGAGAGAUGGGUCAGAUAUAUGAGUCAAAUAUGUCCAAACAACAUAUUAACAAAAGAUCUGAACAAGAAAGCAUCUUCAAUCUCCCCAAACUUGCUGCAGAACUCAUAAAAUCUGGUCAUCCACUGGAGCUGAUGGAUGGUGAUGCUGCUCAUGUUCCUCUGAUUUGGGUUUCAGCAGUUCUAGAUGAACUCAUAAAGAAACUGGGAGACCAGAGAGUCUUUGUGCUGUCAGUUCUAGGGAUUCAGAGCACAGGAAAAUCCACCAUGCUCAAUGCCAUGUUUGGACUCCAGUUUGCUGUGAGUGCUGGAAGGUGCACCCGAGGACCCUUCAUGCAGCUGGUCAGAGUAUCAGAGGAGAUGAAGGAGCAGCUGAAGUUUGACUACUUUCUUAUUGUAGAUACUGAAGGUCUUCAAGCACUUGAGCUUGCAGGAAAAUCCACUCACCAUCAUGAUAAUAAACUUGCAACAUUUGUUGUAGGACUUGGAAAUCUGACUUUGAUUAACAUAUUUGGUGAGAACCCUGCUGAGAUGCAGGAGAUUCUUCAGAUUGUUGUUCAGGCUCUCCUGAGAAUGAAGAAGGUCAAACUAAAUCCCAGAUGUAUGUUUGUCCAUCAGAAUGUUGGUGACAUCACAGCUAGAGAGAAGAACAUGGAAGGCAGGAGACAUCUACAGGAGAAACUGGAUAAAAUGACAAAAUUAGCUGCUAUAGAGGAAGACAGUGAAGCUGAGUGCUUCAGUGAUGUUAUUGCUUUCAAUGUACAAGAUGAUGUUCAGUAUUUUGCACAGCUCUGGGAGGGCAGCCCACCAAUGGCUCCACCAAACCCCUCAUACAGUGAAAAUGUUCAGAAGCUAAAGAGCGCUAUUUUCACAAAUGCUACCAAGUCUCAUAGUAUGAAACUCUCAGAGUUUAAAUCCCGCAUCAGUGAUCUGUGGAAGGCUCUACUGAACGAGAACUUUGUUUUUAGCUUCAAAAACACACUGGAGAUUGCAGUCUACAGGAAACUAGAAACUGAGCUUGGAAAAUGGACCUGGUCCCUCAGAAGUGCCAUGUUAGAACAUGAAGAAAAACUGCACAACACAAUUAAAAACAGAAAACUGCCAAAGAUUGAGAACAAAGACCUUUAUGCUCACAUGAAGAAGACCAGAGAAGAAGUGGAGAAAUCAAUGAAGUGUUACUUUGAAAAGGACAAGGACAAAGACAUUUUAAUUCAGUGGAAAGUGAGAUGUGAACAGAGAAUUAAACAACUUAUUGAAGAUCUUGUUAAAAAUGCAAAAACAAACCUGAAUGAUUUUCUUCAACAGCAAAAAGCUCGAGAAACUUUUGAUCACAAAAAGACAGAGUAUGAUGAAAAGCUCUUCAAUAUGAGUAAAGCACUUGCUCUACAACUAAAAAGCACAGAAACUGAUGAACGAGUCCUCAGACAGGAAUUUGAUAAAGUGUGGAACAAAUGGGUCUCUGAUCUGACACAAGACACACCUGUAGAGAAACCUUUUGAUGUUUGGGAGGAUGUGAUACAGAUUAUAUUUGAAGGUAAUGAACAAGCUGCUGUGUAUGAGCGAAUAUCUCAGAAAGAUUACACAAAGAUACACAGACUGUUAGAUUAUUCAUGCUACAUUUCAAAGAAAUCAAAGCUAAAACAAGGUUUUGAUUAUUUUAAGUCUGUAUUUUCACAAGAUGAAAUAAUUCCUUUUGAAGUCCAGGAAUCAGUGAGGAACCUUAUCAACAAUGUCAUCCAAGAAUUUGAGGACUUAAUCGAGGAGAUCUGCAGCAAAAUUACAGGACUGGGCUACAAAAACAGCUACAUUCAGGAAAUAACUGACCAUGUCAAACACAAAGUUGAACAAUAUCACAGUGAGAACAAGAAAAUCAAGCUCAAGACGAAAUUCACUCUGGAUCUCUGUCUUCAUGUGUGUCACCUUGCAAAUCCCAAAUUCACCAAGAUCCACCAACAGUUCAGAGAUGAACAUUAUGUAAAAUUGUACCUGGACAAGCAGAAACCACAAUAUUACAGCGUCUUCCAAAACUACUGCAGAGGAGCAACAACCACAACAGUAUUUGGUGAACUUGUCUACAACAAUCUUGUACCAGCCAUCCUGGAAACAGCCUACAAUAGAACUGCUAUUGAUCUGUCAACACAGAUGAGAUCAGACAUGCCAGAAUUUAAUGGUAACAGGUCACAGCUUGAGAAACACAUCCUGAAAUCUUUGACAGAGCAGGAGAACUUUGAGAAGUACAUGGAGUACAUCAACCAUCCCAAGAAACACUUUGAACAGUUCAUUACAGAAAAGGUUGAUAAAUACAUCACUGAAAAUAACAGAGAGGUUCUGAAUCUUCUCAAAGGAAACCUGAAACACAAAGAGCAGAAAGUGAUGAACGCUGUGAACAUCACAACUGAAGAAGUGAAGAACAGCUGUGGUGAUGCAAACAUGUGGCUGAGAAGUUUGAACAUUUCACUAACAGAUGAGCUGAGCUUAAAAGAAAUAACCUGCACUGGUCUGGAGGAAAUUACAGAUUUAGAUUUUCUUCGGCAGGUUGUGUGUGAAGGUCUCACAAAGAAGAUGUCAGAACAACAUGAAAGCUUCAACAGUGUAACAGACAUCAACAUGGAGAAGUUCAGGAAGAAACCAGAUGAGAUUCUGAUUGAACAUCUCUGUAAAUUCUGCUGGGUUCAGUGUCCAUUCUGUAAAGCCAUCUGCACCAACACAAUGGAGAAUCAUGAUGGAGAUCACAGUGUCCCCUUCCACAGAGUAAAUGGAAUUAAUGGAUGGCACUACAGACAUACAACAAAUCUUGCAAAUAGUUUCUGUACAGCUCUAGUACAAAGUGAUAAACGUUUCUACCCCCGUCAUGAUACAGCUGUGUCAGUACCCUACAAAAUCUACAGAACAGCAGGAGGAGAAUAUGCUAAGUGGAGCAUCACUCCUGAUAAUUCAGAGCUCCCAUACUGGAAGUGGUUUGUGUGCAGAUUCCAAACAGACCUGGAAAAGUACUAUGGUAAAACAUUCCAGGGACACGGAGAGAUUCCCACUGGAUGGAGAAAAUACACUAAAAAAGAAGCUAUAGAGAGUUUGGAUGAAUACAUCUGAAGAAUAAGACACACAUACACCUGAUAUACUGUAUGUGUACACACAUACAAAUAUAGUGAUAUAUAUAUAAUUAUUUGUAAUAUACAAUAUUUGUAUAUAAUAUAUAAUCACAAUCAUUUUAAGUUUUCAGGGUUGUGGGAUUUAAAGACACACACGCACACACACCUACAGGGCAAUUCAGUGUCUCCAACUAACCUAACUGCAUGUUUUUGGACUGUGGGAGGAAACCAGAGCUCAAAUGCACAACAAUCACAGGGCCAAUUGAAGUUGAAAUUCAGAAUAAACACAUUUUUGUGAAACCCAAUAGUUCAAUUGAGUCAUUUCCAGUUCCUCACAACAAUUGCUCUGCUGCUUACACUUCCAUGCCAGCCAAGAAGAGCUGCAUACUAACACAUGCACCUGUUAGAACAUCAAAAUAUCUUGGUGCCCAGAUCUUCUAAUCCAGUGUAAUUUGCUAAAUCUGAGAGAAAGAGUCCUGCACAGUAGUGCAGUGUGCACGGAAAGAAACCCGUCACACAUACACAAAAACGAGUUUAUAUAGAGAUGUCUACAUGAGAAUGUGAGCCUAUUUAUUAAAAAUUGAGGACAGUUUUGGUUCUUUGGGGCAACCAAUCAGAACACAGGGGGUGUGGUUUUAAUCAUUUUAAUUAGGUGCCAAGUUCAGUGCUACAAAUGCAACCAGCUCAAUUAACAAUUAUCUGGAUAAGAACCCAAGGGCCAGUGAUAGCUCAGUGCUUAAGGUACUUGACUAGUAAACAGAAGGUUGCCGGCCACCACCAAGUUGCCACUGUUGGGUCCCUGAGCAAGGCCCUUAACCCUCAGUUGCUCAUUAUGUAAGUCGCUUUGGAUAAAAGCGUCUGCUAA
This is a messenger RNA of Trichomycterus rosablanca, 8955 nucleotides long. RefSeq names its product interferon-induced very large GTPase 1-like. Gene Ontology annotation, molecular function: GTP binding; nucleic acid binding. Lineage: Eukaryota; Metazoa; Chordata; Actinopteri; Siluriformes; Trichomycteridae. Gene Ontology annotation, biological process: DNA integration. The transcript has 10 exons. The coding region runs from base 1 to 8091 and encodes 2696 amino acids. The record is from RefSeq and is a predicted model, not a curated record.